Molecule: messenger RNA, 366 nt
Organism: Penicillium expansum
Lineage: Eukaryota; Fungi; Ascomycota; Eurotiomycetes; Eurotiales; Aspergillaceae
Exons: 3
Coding region: 1-366 (121 amino acids)
Source: RefSeq, a predicted model, not a curated record
AUGAAGUCGCCAGUUUACGUCCUGGCUGUUCUCCUUCCUCUUCUCACCCAGAUAGCUACAGCAAACCCAGUUGCCGAACCUGAGUUCGAUGACCUCGAGGAGCGUGGCAGAGGAAACGACAAAGACAAUAACCACCAUGGAUGGGAUGAUAAGAACGUUUGUGAGGUCAAGCGAACUUAUCCGUACUACAAGUAUCCUUGUUCAUCUAGCCCCAAAAUCGGAACAUCCAUCCAAGGUGCUAUUUUUACACCGUCCUGUCGGUACCAGAACGGUGAUUCUGGUGUAUGGUACCUUGCCCCAAAAGGCUGGGUCAAGGACCAGGACAAGCCUCGACGGUGCCCUGGCACCACAAAAGCUUGCACCUAA